Messenger RNA from Meira miltonrushii, 1917 nucleotides. Its product is annotated as alpha/beta-hydrolase. The record is from RefSeq and is a predicted model, not a curated record. Lineage: Eukaryota; Fungi; Basidiomycota; Exobasidiomycetes; Exobasidiales; Brachybasidiaceae. The coding region runs from base 1 to 1917 and encodes 638 amino acids. The transcript has a single exon.
AUGGAGAGACCAAUCACCGUUGAAGAAGCUCAAAGAGAUCAAGACGAUCUGGCAAGAUUGAUAGGAUACCAAAUUUAUUCAGCGAGAAUUCCUGCAAGUCAAUCCAUCCUCUUAUCCGAUGGAACGGCGAAUUUCAUGGUCAACUCAAAGAAAUUGCAAAUCAACAAAGGUAAGUCUUCUUUUCAAAAUUGGCCGGUGUUAUGCACCCAAUCUGAUACUCAAACCACAACAAAAGCCAGCGUGGCCACGACAUCAAAUAUUUUCAAUGUGACCACGGCACAAUCACGAAACACAUUUACAGGAUACCGUAAUAAGAAGAGCUUUCGUUUUCUUGGUAUACCUUAUUCGAACGUUCCUGCAAGGUGGACUUAUGGAAAAGUGAAUACGAGAACAAAGUCGUAUUUUAAUGCGACUUCUUUUGGCUCGAUUUGCCCUCAAUCAGGAUCGCAAGUUGACGAUGAGAACUGUUUGUUCUUGAACAUUUGGACGAACUACCUUCCCUCUGGUUCAAAUGAUAAUUUGAGACCUGUCUUAUUCUGGAUUCACGGUGGCGCUUUCACUGGUGGUUCUGGUUCAGACCCAACAUUUGAUGGUGGAAACUUGGUAUCUCGUGGUGAUGUGAUUUUGGUCACAAUCAAUUAUCGAUUGGCUAACCUUGGAUUUUUAAAUGUACCAGGUACAAAUAUAACUGGUAAUUAUGGAAUAGCCGAUCAAAUAUUAGCUCUGAAAUGGGUACGAAACAACAUCAAAGCCUUUGGCGGCGAUCCAGAUCGAAUCACAAUUUGGGGUCAAAGUGCGGGAGCAGGCAGCGUUCGCGCUUUGUUGGGUAGUCCAGAAUCUCGUAACUUAUUCGCAGCAGCUAUACCCGGAUCAAAUCUGGGUGGAUAUGAUUACGGAACAUCGUAUUCACAAUACUAUACACCGCAAGAAAGUUAUGCUGUUAUUGGUAAUGCAACAAUCUUUGCAGCAGGUUGCAGCGGCAAUAAUUCAUCAACGAUUCAAUGUCUCCAACGUGUUUCAGCUUAUGAUCUGCAAAACACUGUACCUAACAAAAGCCCGGCCAAUGGCAAUAGUGCCCGGUUUGUGAUUGUUGAUGGUACAUACAUUACCGAAUCAAGACUCAAUGUCACGGAUCGUAGAAAAGUCGCAAACGUUCCGACCCUCUGGGGCAAUGUGGCUGAAGAUGCGGCCCCUUUCCUUCAGUACUCUUCUUCAGGCACUAAUCGAACAACUGCAAUCAGUUCAGUACUAUAUGGUGAUCAGGCUUCCUUUGCCAAAGAUGUUUUAGCAAACGAAAACCUUUUUCCACUCGGAACAUCUUUGUCUAAUAAUAUUUCUCUAAACGCUUUCAAUCUUUCCGCUCAAGUUGGAACAGAUGUGAUCUUUAGAUGCUUAGAUCAAGCAACAGUCUCAAGUGCCCUAAAGCACAAAUCUUUCCAAAAAUCGUGGUAUUAUCAAUUCGAACGUACAUAUCAACCCAGCGGUUUUGAUCCUAAUGCGCCUGUUUGUGACGCUCCAAAGACGGCAAACAGACCAAACGGUGAUCCAAGCUUACCUUAUCUCCGUUGCCAUUCUGGCGACCUUUUAUUUGAGUUUGGUAACUAUGCAAACGAAGCGGUGGUCUUUCGUGAUCAAUACGAUUUACCAUUUACUGCUUUGAUUAUGGAUUAUUGGACUGCAUUUGCUCGUGAUCAUGAUCCCAAUCCGCCAACGGACUACUUGUCUGUAAGAGGAUAUAGCAGCACAGCAGAAAUUACUCAAAAAACGGGAAGAUGGCAAGAAUCACAAUCGCAGAACCUGAAUGCACGAUUGUUAGAUGCUUUACCUAGGCAAUUAUUCACUUCGAUACGCUCAAAGCAAUGCAGUAUAGUUGGAAUUCCGAGUGAGUACCUUGAACCAUCGUCUAUAGCAACCUGA